UUUCUGUUACAUUCCGUGAGUUGCCGAGCUUCGUGCAUUAUUUUGAAAUAAAUAUUACAAUCAAACAACACAUAAACGUGAAUUAAUAAGACGUAUCGCGAUGAAUUUCUUGACAAAAUUAAUUUUUGCUGGUCCAUACACAGAAGAAAGAUAUAAUAAGUUUUUUAAUCCAAACGUUUGUCAUGUUUGCAAAGAGCCCAGCGAAGACUUGAUAACGUGUAUUCGGUGCUGCAUGAUUUCUUACUGUUCCGAGGAGCAUGAAACGAUGCAUAGAAACACACACUCUCAGAUUUGCAAAGCUAUAAGAAGGGUAAUAACAGACAAAUUAUUCUCGAAUACGUAUCGUAGCUUGGGAGAAUGGAUAGAAUCAAGGAAAGGAAUUUUACAUCAAAUGCCCUCUAUUCUGAAACGUGGCUUAGCUGCAUACGAAAUAGAGAUAAUAAUGUGCGCAAAAUCGUGUGGUGUGUGUUUCCGACAGACAAACAUAAGCCGCUGCAACAUUUGCUAUUCAGCCAACUUUUGUGAUGAUGACCAAAUACUAUUUAAAACAUUGCAUGAGAAGUGCUGCGAUGAGUUAUUGCAAUUACUGAACAUAAAUAUCGCCCAUACAAACGGCCAUAUUGAAGAAAUUUUACCUCAAAUCAAAAAAUAUAAGUUCACCAAAUUUCCUGCUACGGCACCUUUUCAUGACACUUUUACAUUUAUGAAGAACUACCUACCCAUUUAUGCUAUAUUGCCUGCUUCUGAGUUGACUUUCGACCAUUCUAUGCUAAGGUUCCACUUGUCAUUAGAGCAACUUAUUUUUUCUGAUUACACAUCCGGCCCCCUGACGUUAUACAAUGCGUUGCAGGAAUCAAAUUUAAUAUCGCGUUUAUGGUAUAGAAUGAAAUAUGUCAUUCAUGUAAUAGAUGUAAAUAAAACAGAUAUAAUAUCUUUGGAAACGUGGCAUAUUUUCUUACAUUUAUAUAGAAAAAUAAGUGAACUGUAUAUUGUAUUUAUAAAUUCGUUAAAUUUUGAAUCGAGCGAUUUAGGCUUUGUGUGUAGUGUGUGCAAACAUUAUAAACAGAAACUUUAUAUUAGAAGCGUAUCAGAACCGUAUCACGAUUUUGUACGCUUAGAUUCAUAUGAAAAACCGAAUGUGAUCGUACUGUUUGAAAUAGAAUGGCUUUUCUUAGAUACAUGGUCUAAAUCUUUAGAAGCAAUAAUAGCGCAAGAGUGUCCGUUACUUUUAACCGCUAUUUCGGAAAAUACAGUACAAGAAUGCAUAGACAAGAUACAAGAACAAACAGGUACAACCAGAAAUCGAUUACACAGAGAAAAUAAAUUCCGCGGUUAUAUGCCGCAUAGAAAUUAUAUGACUGGUGGAUUUUACUACCGAAAUACGCAUUUUAUUAUGUUUUCAUAAAUUAAAUCACAUGAUCGACCUAGGCAGAAGAUUAUGUAUUGUUUAAUCCUAUUUAUAUUUUGAUAUAGUUGAUGAUAUAUAAUUUUUAAUAAUAUUCGGGAAUAAAUUUGAAAUUUUUUACUGAGGCAUAUAUUCAGUCAUAAAUUGAUAGUAUUUUUGUUAAAAUAUAUUUGCUCAUUUGUCAUUAUAUAAUUAAUUAGUAUAAGGUGUGUCAGUAUAUAAUUUCUCAUUUUCUCAAAAUAUGUAAAGAAUGUUGAAUAUGAAAUAAUGGAAUGCUGGCCAUAUGUAUAUAGUUUCUUUAAAUUUUUCAAUUUGUCACAUUCUGUAUCAUACUUAUAGGCAAUAUUAUAUGCAGCUACGAUCAUUCUAUGCCUAUAACUGAGUUGUAUGUAAUUGCCUUACAAAUCUCUUUUUCAUUGAUCACGUUCUACAAGUGAUAGGUGCUGAUAGUAAUCUCAAUGUUUCAUGUACAUUAUUUUCUUCAAACUGUGCUUCGUAAACAAAUAUUAUAACUUGUUAAUAUCGACUUUUCCAAUUUAAAUUGUCAAAAUAUGUUAAGAAAUAUGAAAAUAGACCUGGAAUUGUUAGCGUCUCUCGAGUUAUCAUCUGUAAUUGCAAAAUUAAAUUCAAGUGUAAUUAUCGUCGGCAAUGAAAUAUAAGUCUUGUAAUAGUACACAUUCAUUAGGAAAUUUGUAUUAUGUUUUUUUCCCGAAUUUGUGUAAAAGCGUAGUUCAUACUGUAUUAAACGAAAGUAUGUAUAUGAUUGUAUAAUUUUAUAUGUUAUGUGUCGUCCCUAUUGUUGCGCUACUUUGUUCGAUUAAUAAGUAUAGCAUAGAAAAGCUUUCUGGUCACAUUAUACGGAUGCGUAAUAAACAAAGUGCUAUAACUUGUCACAUUGAGAAAAAAUGUAUUUUAAUUUGAUUUUUUAGGCUUUCGCUGUGUCCAUGCAUAUUAUAUUUGUUUUCCUGAUUUGAGCCGUGGAUUCAUUUUUGUUUGAUUACAACGUUUCACGAACUAUUCUGUCCGCCUUGUCAGGAAGGAACGAUUCGAUGCCGAGUUGCUCCUGAGAAGUCUUCCUUUAUAUGGCAGUUGUCAUAUAGCGAGCUGGGGGGAGGGAGGUGGAAGAGACCGUAUGGGGGGUUUAACUAGGAGGACGGGUUUCUAGAUUGGACUGAUUUUUUGUCCUUUAUCCCUGUUCAGAUUGUUAUAGUGCUUUCGAAUUUCCAAUUACAGGGUUCCCUGUAUUUCCUAGGGAAGUAGUUGUUGAGUUUGACCAGUACUGUCAUUUCGUUGAAGCGGAUUUUGUGUCCGCUUUCUAAAUUGUGUUGCACUAAUGCUGACUGCGUUACAUUGUUCAGUUUGACUGCGAUUUGAUGUUUCUUUGAAUGGUAAGCACACAUAUGUGUGCUUAUCAUUCUCCCGGUUUCUGCUAUAUAGACUUUGUCACAGCAGCAGAGUACUCUAUAUACUCCAUCAAUCCCAACAGGGAUAAUGGACAAAAAAUCAGCCCAAUUUGGCAAUCCGGCCUCCCGAUUUCCAAAACAUGACAGACAACAAAUUUCUCACCACCAUCUUUCCUGCUAACCUCCUUUCCCUCUUGUCUCCUCACCCUUCUCCCGAUAUGCUAACUACCAUAUAGAGGAAGACCUCUCAGGAGCAACUCGGCAUCGUGUCGUUCCUCCCUAAUAAAGCGGAUUGAAAUGUUCGCGAAACGUCGGAAUCAAGCAAAGAGGAUUCCAAGCGGUUCAAAUCCGGAAACCAAAUCUAAUAUGCAUGGAAACCUAAAAAAUCAAAUCAAGUACUUUUAUGUAUUAG
Messenger RNA from Odontomachus brunneus, 3220 nucleotides. RefSeq lists its product as uncharacterized. Gene Ontology annotation, cellular component: extrinsic component of mitochondrial inner membrane. NCBI's taxonomy places the organism in Eukaryota, Metazoa, Arthropoda, Insecta, Hymenoptera, Formicidae. Bases 101 to 1405 code for a protein of 434 amino acids. The transcript has 2 exons. The record is from RefSeq and is a predicted model, not a curated record.